Paraglomus brasilianum is the source of this 555-nucleotide messenger RNA. Lineage: Eukaryota; Fungi; Glomeromycota; Glomeromycetes; Paraglomerales; Paraglomeraceae. The record is from the annotation of a GenBank genome assembly.
AUGUUCAACUCGGCGUCAAAUAUCACGAUUAUUUCAUCCCUACUGUUCUUUUCAAUAAUAUCAUCACUAUUCUCCAACUCGCACUCAUGUCCACUACCACUAGAAAUAAAAUGUCGGAAGACAAGAGACUUUCGUCUAACACCUGUUUCAGCCACAGUUACGUUUCACUCUGAACGGAUUAAUGGCACAUUCAGUCUUUAUGACAAUCUUUUCGAUUCUGGCACGCAAAUUUGGGGAAGAUACUUUCAUCCUCUCAGCGAAUUGGUUGAAUAUAACUUUGAGGCACACUAUUACUCAACUUGCCAACAUCCAACAAAAAACAAACUUUACACCGUGGAUAUAACCGAUGGGCUUAUGCCCAAAGACUUGCGAAAUAACGAUGGGACCUGUGUAUUUGAAACAACAGAAUUUUCAUGGUAUAUGGGAGAUACUGUACCAACGGUUGUAGUUGCAUAUGAGGGAUACGAAAAAUUAAAUCCGAGCGGUAGAUUAUUGCAUUACUGGAGACCGCUAGCCUGUGCUCCUGUCGUUGUAAUGCAGGGGACAUUGAAGUAG